Fusarium subglutinans is the source of this 564-nucleotide messenger RNA. RefSeq lists its product as uncharacterized. NCBI's taxonomy places the organism in Eukaryota, Fungi, Ascomycota, Sordariomycetes, Hypocreales, Nectriaceae. The transcript has a single exon. The record is from RefSeq and is a predicted model, not a curated record. The coding region runs from base 1 to 564 and encodes 187 amino acids.
AUGGGUCGUACCUACCACAUGAACCCUCACUACCCGUUGACAGCGGCAAUGUUUGAUACGAAUGACCUUCUGCGGUUUGACCUUGAAAACCCGGAACAGGUAGUUAUUAUACCAACUAGGUACAACAGUCGUAUCAGUAUGGAGAGAGACAUCAACGAAAUCGUGGAAAAGAUGAAGGAGAGCCGCGAGCGAUUCUUGGAAAUGGGGAGGGAGAAAACCCUCUCCCACAGCCAAGUGCGCUCGACCCUUCUGGUAGCAAACUACAUUGUGGAAGCAAUGAAUGUCAUCGUCAAAAGAUACUACCUUGACAGAGAAGAGGGCCUUAGGGUCAGGGAGCAGCGCGAGCACGCUGCGGUCCGGGAUACUGGCAUGACCAAGCUCUACAAGCAUAUUGCCAUCACGUUCAGAUACAACAUGGACCUCCGCGAGAAGUGGUUUGCCUUCAAGGUGGCCCAGCGUAACCGGCAGAUGUACGAUGGUCUCGACAAGCUGAAGAGAUACAGCGUCGAAGCGUUGUCCAUUUCUAACGGAAACGAACCCCUUUGGGGAACAACACUUGACUAA